This is a messenger RNA of Gasterosteus aculeatus aculeatus (three-spined stickleback), 285 nucleotides long. NCBI's taxonomy places the organism in Eukaryota, Metazoa, Chordata, Actinopteri, Perciformes, Gasterosteidae. The record is from RefSeq and is a predicted model, not a curated record.
AUGUCGCACAGGGGUACCGACAGAAGGCGCGGGAGGCAGACGUACACGCGCCACCAGACCCUCGAGCUGGAGAAGGAAUUCCACUCCAGCCGGUACCUCACGCGCCAGCGGCGGGUGGAGGUGGCGCACGCGGUCUGUCUGACGGAGCGGCAGAUCAAGAUCUGGUUCCAGAACCGGCGGAUGAAGUGGAAGAAGGAGAAUCGGGGGACGGACGGCAGCUCCCUGACGGCCGCAUUACAGACGACUGGAGAUGAGGAGGGCGCUGAGGAGGAGGAAGAGGAGUGA